Molecule: messenger RNA, 831 nt
Organism: Cryptomeria japonica (Japanese cedar)
Lineage: Eukaryota; Viridiplantae; Streptophyta; Pinopsida; Cupressales; Cupressaceae
Product: ethylene-responsive transcription factor ERF017-like
Exons: 1
Coding region: 1-831 (276 amino acids)
Biological process (GO): regulation of DNA-templated transcription
Molecular function (GO): DNA binding; DNA-binding transcription factor activity
Source: RefSeq, a predicted model, not a curated record
AUGAAGAAGAAGGAGAAAUGCAUUGAAAGUUCAUCACGUGGGCAGGGAAUGAGGCACCCAUUUUACACAGGAGUCAGAAAAAGAAAAUGGGGCAAAUGGGUGUCUGAAAUAAGAGAACCCAAAAAGAAUUCAAGGAUUUGGCUGGGUUCUUUUCCCACACCUGAAAUGGCUGCCCGUGCUCAUGAUGUGGCUGCUUUUUCUUUAAGAGGGUAUUCUGCCUCUCUCAAUUUCCCACAUCUAAUUCAGUCAUCUCCUCCUCCAUCCUCUUCUUCACCACAAGAUAUAAAGAUUGCAGCUGUGGCUGCAGCAUCUUCUAUAGGUCUCUCUUCUGCCAAGAAUUUCUCCUCAGUUUCUCACACUAGAAGGGAGAAUAGCCAGUGCAACUCCAAUACAAAGUCCUUGCCAACAUACCUGUCUACAUUUUUCAGUUUAAAUUCUAGCACAUAUUGUCAAAGUAGAGGUGUUGUUUUGGACAAAAGAAGCAACAUUGCAGUGGAUCCUGACCUGUUCUCUUCUUCAGCCUGUGCCAACCUUGAGAAAGGGAGAGAGGGUUUAGCACCAACACAGUAUUCAGGUACUGAUUUUAAUUCUGUUCUUGCAGAAGAAAAGCUUAACUAUGUGCAUUAUUCACAAGAAGAAGUAACAUUGGUGAAAGAGAUCCCUUCUUCUAAUUGUGAGCUUCAAGCAUGUACAAGUGUAGAUGUUGUGCAGGAUUAUCACACUUCUCUAUUCAACAUGGCCCAACAUCUCUCAGUUGUGGAGGAGGACUAUGAAAUGAGUAAUGAUGACUCCUAUGGUGGUGGAGAAGUAAUGCUCUGGAAUUUCUCUUGA